Messenger RNA from Manihot esculenta (cassava), 2757 nucleotides. RefSeq names its product protein STRUBBELIG-RECEPTOR FAMILY 8. NCBI's taxonomy places the organism in Eukaryota, Viridiplantae, Streptophyta, Magnoliopsida, Malpighiales, Euphorbiaceae. The transcript has 16 exons. The record is from RefSeq and is a predicted model, not a curated record. The coding region runs from base 295 to 2472 and encodes 725 amino acids. Gene Ontology annotation, molecular function: protein binding; ATP binding; protein kinase activity. Gene Ontology annotation, biological process: protein phosphorylation.
AGUCCUUUUUUCGCCUUUUUCGCCGACACUCAUAAAUCACACUCCAUCGUUCUCAUCCUUCAUUACUCUACUACGCUUGGAUUCUCUCUCUCUGUCUCUCUCUUUCUUGCUGUCUUUUUCUUUAAUGGCGAUGCCUCUUCCUACUGACUCCCAUCUCAACCUCAUUACCAACCGGUUCCAGUUCUCCUUUGCCCCUUCUUAUUCUUUGCUUCACUGUGCACGGUACUCCACCAUGCUCUCUACUUCACUCCAAGCUCACCUCUAAAGCCAACCGCAAAACAAGAAAUUUCAAUAAUGGCUGGCAAACCCACUGCUUUAUCUUUCUCUUUAGUUCUCUCACUCACCCAGUCACUUUUCAUGUUGGUUUUCCUCGUCUUCAUCUUUGCUUUGCCGCUUCUUGUCCAAUGCAAUACCGAUCCUGCUGAUGUGCAAGCUCUACAAGUCAUGUACACUUCAUUGAACAGUCCUUCGCAGUUAACCAAUUGGAAAAGCAAUGGUGGCGAUCCUUGUGCAGAAUCGUGGAAAGGAGUUACUUGUGAGGGAUCAGCUGUUGUUUCCAUUCAACUUUCUGGGUUAGGACUCAGUGGGACGAUGGGGUAUUUGCUUUCGGACCUUAUGUCACUAAGAACGUUUGAUCUAAGUGACAACAACAUUCAGGAAUCAAUCCCAUAUCAAUUACCGCCAAACCUUACAAGCCUAAAUCUUGCAAGAAACAACUUAAGUGGGAGUCUUCCUUAUUCCAUUUCUAGCAUGCUUUCUCUCACUUACUUGAAUGUGAGUAGUAAUUCACUUUCCCAAUCAGUUGGAGAUGUUUUUUCAAAUCUUUCUAUUUUCACAACCCUGGACCUCUCUUUCAACAAUUUCAGUGGAGAUCUUCCCAGUUCCUUUAGUGCACUAUCCAAUCUUUCGACACUCAAUGUUCAGAACAAUCAAUUGACUGGUUCUCUAGAUGUUCUAACGGGUUUGCCUUUGACUACUUUAAAUGUUGCAAACAACCACUUCAGUGGAUGGAUACCUCGAGAACUUAGUUCAAUUCCAAAUUUUAUAUAUGAUGGGAAUUCUUUUGAAAAUAGUCCUGCUCCUCCUACACCACCACAUACCCCACCAUCAUCACCUGGUAGAUCUCAUGAUAAUCAUCGUCAUUCAGGAUCAGGUGACAAUUCACCCCAAUCUUCUAAUGCCCAGUCAACUGAGUCGGAUAAGGAGAUUUCAGCAGGGGCUACUAUAGGCAUAACUGUGGGUUCUGCGAUUAUACUUCUCAUUGCACUUCUUGCUGUUAUGUUUUGCAUUAGAAAAAAUAAAAAGGACAUUGGUGCCAUAAUUUCCCUGGGAAGUCGGUCUGCUGGCAAAAAUAAUGUAAAUACUGAGAUAGAAGAGCAGGGAGUGAAAAACAUUGCUGCUGUUACGGAUCUGAAGCCUCCACCUGCUGAAAAAUUGGUAGUUGAGAGGUUACAGGGGAAUUCUGGAUCCAUAAAGAGAAUGAAGUCACCAAUCACUGCCACUUCAUAUACCGUUGCUUCUCUCCAAACAGCAACAAAUAGCCUUAGUCAAGAGUUUUUAAUUGGUGAAGGUUCUCUUGGUCGUGUUUACAAAGGGGAGUUUCCUAAUGGAAAGGCAAUGGCCAUUAAGAAGAUCGACAAUGCAGCACUCUCAUUACAGGAGGAAGACAACUUUCUUGAAGCUGUUUCAAAUAUGUCUCGGUUGAGGCAUCCUAAUCUUCUUUCACUGGUAGGAUAUUGUGCAGAGCAUGGGCAGCGUCUUUUGGUUUAUGAAUAUAUAGGGAACGGAAGUCUGCACGAUGUGCUGCACUUUGCUGAUGAUGGUAGCAAGACUCUAUCUUGGAAUGCACGUGUUAGGGUAGCACUUGGCACAGCACGGGCUUUAGAGUACCUGCAUGAAGUCUGCUUGCCUUCUGUUGUUCAUCGAAAUUUCAAGUCAGCAAAUAUUUUACUUGAUGAUGAGCUCAAUCCUCACUUGUCAGACUGUGGUUUAGCUGCCCUCACACCAAACACAGAGAGGCAGGUUUCAACACAGAUGGUUGGAUCGUUUGGGUAUAGUGCUCCUGAAUUUGCCUUGUCAGGGGUGUACACUGUAAAGAGUGAUGUUUACAGCUUCGGUGUGGUGAUGCUGGAGCUAUUGACUGGUCGGAAGCCACUGGACAGUUCAAGGGUAAGAUCAGAGCAGUCGCUUGUGAGAUGGGCUACUCCUCAGCUGCAUGAUAUUGAUGCUUUGGCAAAAAUGGUCGAUCCUGGCUUGAAUGGCAUGUAUCCUGCAAAGUCUCUUUCACGUUUCGCUGACAUUAUUGCCCUCUGUGUUCAGGCGGAACCUGAGUUCCGACCUCCCAUGUCUGAAGUUGUCCAAGCCUUGGUUCGGCUAGUGCAAAGGGCGAGUGUGGUCAAAAGGCGUUCUAGUGAUGACUCGGGAUUUGCAUACAAGACUCCGGAGCAUGAGGCACUCGACAUGUCAUUUUGAGCGUGUUAACCUUGUCGAGUUGGAGGUGAAGCUUCCAACUCGGUUACCACCGUAGAGAGGGAUCAUUGAAAGACUAAAGGGUUAAAAGAUCUAAGGGGAAGAUGCGAAACAAGAGUACCAAAUCAAAUCAGAAAAGUUAUGUAAUUAUGUCCACAACAUGGGAAGCUGCAAAUAUUUUUGAAGAUACCAUUAUCUGUAAAUGGUUCAAUAUAUUAUUCCAAAAUUUUCCAAGAAUCUUUUUGAUGCAAGAUGUAGUGCUACACAAUAAAAAUUUUCAUUUGAUUC